AUGAACUUCGAUCGCCCCCUUCGUGGUCACUGCCACUGCGGGCGUAACCGUUACAUCAUCCAAGCUCCCAAGAAUACCAGCGAAGUUGCUCGGGUCCUCUUCAACUCGUGCCCAUCUCACAGAGUCUCUCAAGCUUCUCCACUCGCCGCCCACAUCCGAGUCCCGCUUGAUUGGUACCGCAGCACGACAUUUGCCUUCUUCCCAGAUGAGACAAGCGCCAUGAUCCGCAAGGUAUACACUUCGCCGCGAGAGCAGCACACGAUGCGACACUUCUGCGGCUUCUGCGGCACCCCUCUGACCUACUGGUCCGAGGAGCCUCGCUCCGAGGCAGACUACAUCCAGUUGACCCUGGGCAGCCUGUGCAGCGAGGACCUCGGCGACCUCGAGGACCUCGGGCUGCUCCCCGAACCGGACUCGGCGCCGCAGACGCCGACUGACUCAGCUAUGGCGGCGCCCGAAGAGGGGCAGCUAGCCGUCCACAGCGGCCGCGAGACCGUUGGCAACGUCCCGUGGUUCGAAACGAUGGUCGAGGGAAGCAGGCUCGGCAACCUAAGAACCGCCAAGGGAAGCGGCCAGAGCCGGGACGGGACCGUCAGGGUCGAGUGGGAGAUUGUCGAGUACACCGGGGACGGUGGCAGCGACACACCACAAAGUGGGAAGAGGAAGCUGGACGAGCGAGACGACGACGGCGGCGAGCCCGGCGCGAUGGAGGGAGUGGAGGGGGUUCAGCACUGA
Molecule: messenger RNA, 735 nt
Organism: Phialemonium atrogriseum
Lineage: Eukaryota; Fungi; Ascomycota; Sordariomycetes; Cephalothecales; Cephalothecaceae
Exons: 2
Coding region: 1-735 (244 amino acids)
Source: RefSeq, a predicted model, not a curated record